This is a messenger RNA of Arachis stenosperma, 3976 nucleotides long. Its product is annotated as pentatricopeptide repeat-containing protein DOT4, chloroplastic-like. The record is from RefSeq and is a predicted model, not a curated record. Lineage: Eukaryota; Viridiplantae; Streptophyta; Magnoliopsida; Fabales; Fabaceae. Gene Ontology annotation, molecular function: zinc ion binding; RNA binding; protein binding. The transcript is spliced from 4 exons. The coding region runs from base 86 to 2053 and encodes 655 amino acids. Gene Ontology annotation, biological process: RNA modification.
CCAUAUUGCCAUGUCCCUUCCGGCUUUUGAGGAUUAAGGUGAUCCCAAUUCCCAACCUCUGGCAGUGUGCUUGUCUGUUGUCAUAAUGAGCAUUCUCCAAUCCGCAAAAGUACUGUUUCAUCUUGGAGUCUCCUCAUCCGACCCCAACAAGAAGACCUUCAUCCACCUCUCUCCUUCUCACUGCAAAACAAAAGCGGUAGCAGCCAGGUCAAGAAGAACACCCGAGCGGGAGGACACCUUCGCAUGGAACAGCCUCAUUCAGAGCCAUCUGGCAAACAACGAGUUCCCUCUCGUCGUCUCCGCCUACCUCCAAAUGCUUGAGCACCGCGUUCCCCUCGACACGCGCACUCUGCCGCGCGUCCUCGAUGCCUCCCGCCUCAUGCGCGACUUCCCCCUCGCCAAGCAGCUCCAUGCUCAUUCUCUCAAGCUCGGCUUCUCUUCCCACCACUACGCCGUAACCGCCCUCAUUCACAUCUAUGCCGAUCUCGGUACCCUUCCCAUGGCCCAGAAGCUCUUCGACAACUCCCCUUCCCGCAAUGCCGUCUGCUGGACUCUACUCGCAAGGUUGUAUCUUCACGGAGGGAACCCCACCCUCGCCCUUGCUCUCUUCCAUCAGAUGCUGGCGUUGGAUGAUGGCGUCGCUGUCGACCACGUCGCGGUCGCAACGGCCUGCAGCGCCUGCGGGAUGAUGAGGUCUCUCCCUCAAGCAAGGAUUGUGCACGACGUUGCUAGGAAAUGCGGGUUGGAUUCUGAUGUUUUAGUGUGCAAUUCGCUGUUGAAGAUGUACAGUGAUUGUGAUAGCAUGAGCGAUGCCCGCUUGGUGUUUGAGAAAAUGCCUUGCAAGGAUGUUAUUUCUUGGACAUCAAUGAUUUGUGCUUAUGUCAAGAGAGGAGGAUUCAAUGAGGCUUUCAAGUUGUUCCGGGAGAUGAUCAGGGCUGGUUUCAAACCUGAUUCCCAUUCCAUCUCUGCUUUCCUUCCUGCGUGCGGAAGAAUCGCCUCACUCAAUCAGGGUAGAGAAAUUCAUGGCUACUUGCUUAGAAACUGGAUUCAUUCUAACCUCAGGGUAAACAAUGCACUUAUGGACAUGUAUGUAAAAUCUGGAUGUAUCACUUCUGCUUCCAAUGUUUUUGCUGGAAUUAAUAAGAAAGAUACCAUUUCAUGGACCAUAAUGAUAGUGGGAUAUAGCUUACAUGGACAAGGGAAGCUUGGAGUUGAUUUAUUCAGGCAGAUGAAGAACUCAAAGGUGCUGAUAGAUGACAGUGCCUAUGCUGCUGCCCUUCAUGCUUGCAAUACUGCCCGCAUGGUUGAGGAAGGAAGGAUUUACUUCAACCGCAUUAGGGUCCCCACGGUUGCACACUGUGCUCUGAAGGUGGUUCUGCUUGUGAAGUUUGGACUUUUCAUGGAGGCGAGGACCUUUAUUGAGGAAAGAGGGAUUGAAAAGCAUCCUGAGAUACUAAGGAAACUGCUAGAAGGCUGUAGGAUGAGUGGCCAAUACACUAUGGGGAAGCAAAUUGUCGAGCAGCUUUGUGAAUUGGAACCUCUAAAUGCUGAGAACUACGUCAUGCUUCUCAAUUGGUAUGCAGGCUCUGGAAAAUGGCAGAUGGUGCAGAAGAUGAGGGAAACAAUUAGAGACAUGGGUUUGAAACCCAAAAAGGCUUAUACUUGGACAUUGUUCAGGAACAAAGUACAUGUAUUUGGAACUGGGGAUGUAUCUCAUCCAAGAUCAGAGAGAAUAUAUUCAGAAUUGCAGGGUUUAAUUGAGAAAAUGAGAGCCAAAGGACUUGAACCAAAUUGGGAUUUCAGACUCCAUGAUGUAGAUGAAGAGAGGGAAUGCAUUCGGAUAGGGCAUAGUGAACUCUUGGCACUUUCUUUUGGGCUCAUCAGCUCUCAUGCUGGACCAAUUCGUCUUGCAAAGAAUUCUCGGAUGUGUAAUGGUUGCCACAGUUUUGCAAAGUUUGUAUCGAAGAUGAUUAGAAGAGAAAUCAUCUUCAAGGACUCAAAUUUCUUUCACCAUUUUAAUGAUGGCCUUUGUUCAUGUGGAGACUUUUGGUGAUUAUUUUCUGACUGUGCAUUUAUUUCCUUGAGUUGAUCGUUUUCAUCAUGAAAAUGAUAUGAUGACCUACUAUCCCUUGACACAUACAAUGGACAGAGUAGAAAAUAUGGAAGACAACAAAAAGAAACUGUAUCUCAUAUCAAUAUCAUCCAAUGAACAAUAAAAAAGGGGAAUUAAGUGAACCUCCUCCCACUGACUGCCUGCUUCAUUGCCACUGCUGGCAGCUGCUGAACCGCAGGCGAGUCUCCAGUCCCCUGCUUCAGGAGAGUGAAAUUUCAAUUACUUGUUGAUGACAUGGCGCAUUAUGAAGUACUUGAGCGAAUUGGAAAGGGUGCUUUUGGUUCUGCACUUCUUGUCAAGCAUAAGCAUGAGAAGAAAAAAUAUGUUUUGAAGAAGAUUUGCCUUGUCCGUUGUAACGACCCAACUUCUAGCCCGUCAUGACCAAGCCUAGCAGCUAGGCGCUACUAUUCAGUUGACUUUAGGGACUCUAGACCAUAUAUUAAGUAUAUACAUAUGAGCCUAUAUCGCUAGUCGAGAAUCGCGUAUCUAGUCGAGUAUAUCGGAAUAAUUGUAAGUUAAGCAGAUAAUACAAGGAACAGAUAAGCAUAACAAGCAUAAUCAUAGCAUACAUGAAAUGCCAUAGUCUGGGAUUCGAUCUACUUAUUAAAUAAAUACAAAAGAGCUAGCCCUCUAAAAGUCUAUCUAGAGCGAGGGAAAGGACCACUGCUACCAUUACUACUACUGCUGAAACAGUAUAUUUGGAAGCUACUAACACAUUAUGCUGAAACUAGAGAAUCACUCCUACGUGCCCGUGAUGCUGCUGCUGCUUGCAUCCUCGGUGGAGUCCUCCUCCUCGGUCUUGAAAGAACUAUAGUACAGAUCGGUCAUCAUCUGAUCGAUCAAUGCCUCUGAGCUAUACUCUGAUGAAGAUGUGGAUCCAGAGGCGUGGGUCGAUCAAAUGAUGGCGGACCUGUACUCUAGUUCUUUUGAGACCGGGGAGGAGGACUCCACUGAGGAUGCGAGCAGUGGGCACAUCGUAGUGAUUCCCUCGUUUCAGCAUAAUGUGUUAGCAGCUUCCGGAUAUACAGUUUCAGCAGCAACAGUAGUAGUAGUAAUGGUAGUAGUGGUCCUUGCCCUCACUCUGGAUAGACUUUUAGAGGGCUAGCUCUUUUGUAUUUAUUUAAUAAGUAGAUCGGGUCUCAGACUAGGAUGGCUCUAGUGAGCUGGGGCCUGUAAGUAUAAAUAAUGGAGUAUGUACGUAUUAUAAUAAGCAGUUAAGUAUGAACUUGAGUUAUGUAAUAAACUAAGCCAGCGGCAUUUCAUAUAUGCUAUGAUUAUGCUUAUCUGUUCCUUGUAUUAUCUGUUUAACUUACAAUUAUUCUGAUAUACUCAACUAGCGCUACAGGCUCAUAUGUGUAUACUUAAUAUAUGGUCUAGAGUCUCUAAAAUCAACUGAAUAGUAAUGCCUAGCUGCUAGCCUUGGUCAUGACGUGCUAGAAGUUGUCAAACUGAGCAUCUCGCAGGUCUGCAAACCAGGAGAUGGAGCUCAUUUCCAAACUAAGAAAUCCAUUUAUAGUAGAGUACAAAGAUUCAUGGGUAGAAAGGGUACGGUUCUUCUUUUGUUAUCCUCAUUUAAUUACAAUAAUGGUCUCUAUAAAGCUUGCUUUCGUAUCAUAAAAUUUUCCAAGAAGUUAAACUUAGUCUUAUCUGAUCCUAAGCACAAAAAUAUUAGUAUUCAUUUAUUUAUUGUUUUUAUUUGUUGUAGCAAUAAGAAAUUAGUGUAAGCUUUGAUAUCUUGGACUGCAUCUCAUAUGAAUAUUCAGAGCAAUGUUGAGUAGCAGACUAUUAUAGGUUUUAGCCUUUAGUAGUCAUUGAAUGUAAUGCUAUUCAUUUUCUUGUCAAAAUUAGUGCUUUGGCUUUUUC